This is a messenger RNA of Plasmodium yoelii, 1953 nucleotides long. RefSeq lists its product as uncharacterized. Gene Ontology annotation, biological process: response to pheromone; G protein-coupled receptor signaling pathway. The transcript has 2 exons. The record is from RefSeq and is a predicted model, not a curated record. Lineage: Eukaryota; Apicomplexa; Aconoidasida; Haemosporida; Plasmodiidae. Bases 1 to 1953 code for a protein of 650 amino acids.
AUGGGAAAGAAAACGAUAUGCUAUCUUUUUAUGGUGAUUGUGUCAUAUUUCAUUAUUCAUGAUGUAGAAAGUAAGGUGUUUCAUGGAAAUUUUUAUAUGAAAAAGAAUGAAAAAAUACAUUAUUUAACAAAGUUUAGUUGCAAUAUUGGGACAUGCGAAUUUAAUGUUAAAAUGAAACUUAAAGACAAUAUAUUAGAGAAGAUGGUGCAGACUUAUUAUAAAAUGAAUAGUAAUGACUUCUCUACUAAUACAAAUAACGAAGGUAUAGCAAAUAAAAAAUUAUUUUAUAUGGAUUAUGAUAAUUCAUAUUAUGUCUUAACUAAUAAUCAUGAAAAACCAUUUUCACAAAGAGUUACAUUAAUGCUUGAUAUUGAAGAAAAAUAUGUUAAUCAAAAUGAAAAAUGUCAUGCUUUUGGAAAUUUAAGAAGUGUACAUAGAUUUAAGGUGCCUUUUCAAUUUAAAUAUUCUGAUUUAAUUAACAGUAGAACAUAUAACUUAAAAAAAAUUACAAAUAAUAAAUAUUCAAAGUCCUUUAGUUCUAUCUAUAAUGAAUUACAAAAUAAUAAAUCUUUACAAUCAGGGAUAUUAAAUUAUGAAUCUAUUAUUAACGAGAAAAAUUCGAAUUAUGAAUAUAAAAACAUUUAUGCUAAAACAACACAUCGUGUUCAUGUUUGGUUCUUAAUGUUUGAUGAUUGUUAUGAUAAUUUUAUUCGUAAUUUGAAAUUAAAUAUAAAAACUAAAAUAGCAUAUUGGGAAUAUCUAUUAAAUGCAUCAGAAAGAAAAGACAUUUCACAUUUAUCAGCUUUACAAUCAAAUGAUGGAAAUAGGGAUAAUGAUUAUGAUGAUUACGAUGAUGAUACAAAAUAUUAUAAAACAUAUAAUUUUGAUAAAAAUACACUUUUAGAAAAUCCGAAAAGACUUUUAUUUAUAGAAAAUAGCUUCACACAAGGAGAAAGAGAAGACAUUUCUUUUUUCCUUAAAUAUCACGAUUUUAAAAAAAUGAAAAAUUUUACUAAUAUGUAUAAUAAUUUAUAUAAAAAUGGAUUUUAUGAACAAGUAAUUGAUUAUAUAUAUGAAAAUGAAGGAUUCAAUAUAGAAUAUGAAGUAAAUAUACUACAAACAAAUAAUUCGCAUUUUUCUUAUGAGUUAUUGCAUUCACCCCUUUUUACGAGCAUAUUAACUCUUUUAUAUAUUUAUCUCAUUUACCAAUAUGGAGAAAAAAUUUUUAAAAAUAUUUCAUCAAAACAAAACAAGCACGUAAUGGUUGUAUGUUUAGCAUUUGUAAUAUUAAUACAAUUGAUAUCGAACUUUUUAUUAUUUAUACAUUUAUUAGUUUAUUCACAAAAUGGUAUUGGAAUUGAGCUUUUUAAACUUACAUUCAAUAUACUCAACUUUUUAGUACAAAUUAUCAUGUGUACUAUGUUACUUUCACUAAGCUAUGGUAUAACAAUUGUUGAGGCCAAAAUUAACAACUUUACAAAAAUAAAAAUCAUAUUUUUUGUUAUUACCUUUUUCCACAUCAUUUUAGUCAUAUUCGACAACACAUAUAUCAAGGAUUCGUCAUCAAAAUACUUUGACAAUGAUAACAUAACUGGUUACAUAAUACUAGCUUUAAGAAUAUUACUAGCAAUUGUAUAUCAUAUAAAUUUAAGUAAACUAUAUAAGGUCACUAAUCAACAGAAGAUUGCAACAUUUUUACAAAAAUUAUAUAUAUGUGGCUUAUUUUACAUACUUUCGUUUCCAAUAAUUUUUAUGAUAUGCUAUAUAUUUGAUACAUACUGGAGACAAAGGUUUAUGUUAUUUGGAACGGCAUUUUUACAAUAUGUUUCUAUAUAUUUUAUUACAAAAAUGUUUUUAACAAAUUCAGAAUAUUUUAAAGUUUCCGAUAUGUCAGCAAGUGAUCUUCCUGGAGCAACGUCCAGUUUAUUUAAUCAAAAGGCCCAUGCCCAUUAA